CCGCGCCGCGUCUCGUACCUUUGCCAUCCAUAUUUCCAUCCAAUUCCAUUUCUCUCGUUUGCUCCAUCUACUACUUACUUACUUAUUUCUACAUCCCCGCCACCCACUCCCUCAUACAAUGUCCGCUUCAGAUCCCUCCUCCUCCUCACAGUCCGAUUACGUGACUCUGGUGUCCGGCGAUGGAUUCGAAUUCGUCAUCCCACGCAGCACAGCCUGUGUGUCUGGGACGAUACGUCGCAUGUUAGAGCCGUCUAGUCGUUUCUCCGAAUCCGUUACCGGUCGAUGCGUCCUCGAGAAUAUCAGCGGCAUUGUGCUAGAGAAAGUGUGCGAGUAUUUCUGCUACAAUGAGAAGAAUAAGAACCAGACGUACGUUCCGGAUAUGGAUAUUCCGCCGGAGUUGUGUUUGGAGUUGUUGAUGGCGGCGGAUUAUUUGGAUGCUUGAUUUGAGGUGUGAUUUGGCUUGAUUUGGUCCGUGUAGUGGGAUGGCUUGGGCUUUUACGAAUAACGCGACAUGAUGGCUCUAUGUCUCUAUUGUAUAUCAUAUGGAGUUUGGUGGUUGUGGUUUCAGCUUCUUCACUGAUGGUAGGGUGGCGUUAUGAUCUGGGUAUAUAACUUGGAAGAAUAGACGGAUAUCUUGCUGUCUCUUGCCCCUUUUAGGGGACCCCUCCCUUGCACAUU
This is a messenger RNA of Aspergillus neoniger CBS 115656, 678 nucleotides long. Its product is annotated as elongin C. Gene Ontology annotation, molecular function: protein-macromolecule adaptor activity. The coding region runs from base 119 to 442 and encodes 107 amino acids. Gene Ontology annotation, cellular component: elongin complex. Gene Ontology annotation, biological process: ubiquitin-dependent protein catabolic process. The record is from RefSeq and is a predicted model, not a curated record. The transcript has 3 exons. Lineage: Eukaryota; Fungi; Ascomycota; Eurotiomycetes; Eurotiales; Aspergillaceae.